AUUUCCUUUUCUAUGCAACUGUUAAAGAUACAGGAGCCCUGCCCUCCUUUUCAUACGGUCACCAUACUCUAGCUAUAAUACCAUAUGGUCAUCCUACCAACUUGGUGCUCUCCGGAUGUUUUGGACAGCAAUUUGCAGCAUUCCUGACCACUGGCCAUGCUGAUGGGCGUUGAGAAGGGAAGGAUGUUAUGUACAAUCCAACUUUUGUGCUGCAAGCUGAUGGCUCCGGGUUCCUCAAGAGAGAAUCGAGUCACAGGUGUCAAGAGAUCACGCAAACUCUCCAGGGCCUUUACAAUGCAAUCCUGUAUAUAUGUCUUCUUGGAAAGCCCGGUGACCUUUGAAGAUGUUGCUGUGUAUUUCACGGAGGGCCAGGGGGCUCUGCUGGGCCCAGAUCAAAGGACCUUGUACAAGAAUGUCAUGAUGGAGAAUUAUGGGAGUGUGGCAUCAUUGGGAUUUUCAGGCCCCAAACCUGACCUCAUCUCCCAGUUGGAACGAGGAGAAGAACCGUGGGUGCCAGAAUCUCAAAACCUGGGUGCAGUAGAGAUCCUUGAUGUCUGCUCAGGUGACCCUUUGGGGAAAGACUGCUGCUCCCAGUGUGGGAAACUUCUUGAUGUCAUGCCUCAGAGAGUCCUCAGGGAAAAGAAAUCCUUCAGAUGUUUGGCAUGUGGGGCAAAUUUUGUUCCACGGCCACACCUUACGACACAGCAGGGAACCCAUCUUGCAAGGAGAACCUAUGAAUGCCUGCAGUGCGGAGUAGAUUUCGAACAGCACGCCGCCUUCGUGAACCACUGGAGAGGCCACACGGGAGAGGAGCCGUACGAAUGCCUGCGGUGUGGGAAGUGUUUCCCUCGACCGGCGGCCCUCGUGAAGCAUUGCCGAGCCCACAGGGCGGAUGAGCCCCACAUGUGUCUGGAGUGCGGGAAGUGCUUUGCUCACGAGUCGUCCCUUCUGACGCACCGAAAAAUCCACGUGCGUGAGAGGGCCCACCAGUGCUUGCAGUGUGGGGAUCGUUUUGCCGACCACCCGGCCUUUGUGAGGCACCAGAGGGCCCACACGGGAAAGAAACCCUACAGGUGCUGGGAGUGUGGGGAAUGCUUUGCCGACAGGUCCCAUGUCGUGGCUCACCAGAGGGUCCACCGAGGGAUGAACCUCUACAAGUGCUUGGAGUGCGGAGAAAAUUUUGACCAGCACUCUGCCCUGGUGAGCCACUGGAUGAUCCACACAGGGGAACAACCCUACGAAUGCCGGGAGUGUGGCAAAUGUUUUCCCCGGCCCUCAGCCCUCGUGAAACACUGCCGGGUUCACACGUCUGAGAAACCCUACACGUGUUUGGAGUGCGGGAAGUUUUUUGCCCAGCAGUCGGGCCUUGUCAAACACCAGCGCGUCCACACGGGAGAGAAGCCCUACGCGUGCUUGGGGUGCGGGAAGUGUUUUGCUGACAGCUCCUCCCUUGCCAGGCACAAACGGGUCCACACAGGAGAAAAGCCCUUUACAUGUUCAGAGUGCGGGAAGCGCUUUUCGGACAGGUCGAACGUUUUGGCCCACAGGCGGGUCCACACGGGAGAGAAGCCCUACAAAUGUCUGGAGUGUGGGAAAUGCUUUUCUCAUCGGUCGCACAUUGUGAAACACCAGAAAUUCCACAUGAAAGAGAGAGGCACUAAAUACCCACAGCUACCCCAGGGGUUAGCCACAGAUAAGUCACCCCAUCCUAGGAUGGUUAAAUGAGAAGUAUCCUGAACCUUUUGAGAGACAUCUUCUCAUCAUCAGGAAAAAUGCCCAAAGACCCAUGUGCAAUGCCAACCAGGCAACAGAAGCUAUGUUACAUUUUCAUUUUAAUAAAUUUGUGCUUAGUCUGUAAUCUUGACUGUAAAUAAAAAAGGGUGUUACAGUGAAGUAAA
Elgaria multicarinata webbii is the source of this 1898-nucleotide messenger RNA. Its product is annotated as oocyte zinc finger protein XlCOF6.1-like. Gene Ontology annotation, molecular function: RNA polymerase II cis-regulatory region sequence-specific DNA binding; DNA-binding transcription factor activity. Gene Ontology annotation, biological process: regulation of transcription by RNA polymerase II. NCBI's taxonomy places the organism in Eukaryota, Metazoa, Chordata, Lepidosauria, Squamata, Anguidae. The transcript is spliced from 4 exons. The record is from RefSeq and is a predicted model, not a curated record. The coding region runs from base 157 to 1725 and encodes 522 amino acids.